GAAGAGUUAUACGAAUGCGGGUAUAGCAGUAGGGACAUUUGAUUAUACCAAGGUUGCAGCAGACAGUAACAGCAAGAGCGGUUCAUUCUGGACGUUGUACAACGGCAAGGAUAUUGGUGUGUGAUAUGUUUGCUCCCUUCCACUGCAUACUUAUGGUUAUUAUAGGGGUCCUGACUGCAUGGGCAUGGGGCUUUCACCGCGUCCUGGACGGCAUUGAACUCAAGGUCCCAGAGAUUGACGCGACCAAGUCUGGAGUCACGGGCUGUUCCCGUCUGGGCAAGGCUGCUUUGGCAGCUGGCCUGUUUGAUAGGCGUAUCGCUGUCACUAUGCCCAUGUGCUCUGGCGUUCAAGGCGCGGGACCCUACCGCUACAGCUUGAGCGGACAAGGAGAAAAUUUGGAAAACGCAAAAUCUGGAGCUGGAUGGUGGACCUCCUCCGGCAUCUCCCAGUUCGUCGGCAAAUCCACCCAGCUACCCUAUGAUGCGCAUACUAUUGUUGCAGCCAUCGCUCCACGCGCAGUCAUCCUGUCGCAGAACGCCAAUGAUCAGUUCACCGAUUCCAAAGGCACUGCUCAAGUCAUGUUUCCUGCGGCCAAGGUUGUGUACAACUGGCUGAGUGUGGGUAAGCAGCUGGGCAUGAGUAUACCGUCUGGUGGACAUUGUGAUAUGAGCGGGUACGCAGACAUUCUGCCUUUCGUACAACAGGUGUUGCAGGGCAAGAGCACGACGAGGAACUAUGACGACUUGAAGAACUGGAAGGCUAUGCCCGAGGCUUAUCCUUGGGGCAGCGAUGUGCCAAAGGGGAAGUGAGUAGGAGUAUUCAAGUGACGCUUUGG
Messenger RNA from Alternaria alternata, 835 nucleotides. RefSeq lists its product as hypothetical. Bases 126 to 809 code for a protein of 227 amino acids. The transcript has 2 exons. The record is from RefSeq and is a predicted model, not a curated record. NCBI's taxonomy places the organism in Eukaryota, Fungi, Ascomycota, Dothideomycetes, Pleosporales, Pleosporaceae.